GAGGUUACUGUUGGAAACCCUGUCAUAAACCCUUUUCCUGGAUCCUGAAAACCCCUUUCCAGUCUUCGGUUUCAUUUCUCUUGCGAAAUCGUCGACCUCGGCGACCGACAUGAAGAGAACGAAGGCAAUUUUAGCGUCAAUGUGGCAUGCCAACUCGCUCCUCCUUAGUCGGCCUUUUGUGCACUCUCAAUACCAGGUGAUGCGAUACACUCACUCACCUUACUUCUCUAGUGUUAGUUCAUCACAAGCUUAUAUUUUUGGUUUUCCUACUAGCUAUCAAAAGCUUCACUUCUCAGCAAAGCCAAACUCUAUUGUAGAUCUAGUUUCAGCCAACGAAUGGUCUGAUUUGGUAGAACAGGAGCUAGAAAAAUCCAAUCCAACGCUAACCCACGAAACUGUUCUUUACGUUUUGAAGAAACUCGAUAAGGACCCAGAAAAAGCUUGGAAUUUCUUCGACUGGGUUUCUGAGAAACGUGGGUUUAAACCCAGUUCUGCGUUGUAUAGCUUAAUGCUCAGGAUUUUAGGUCGCAAGGAAUCGAUGAAGGAGUUUUGGUUAAUGCUCUAUAAAAUGCGGGAUGAUGAGUUCCAUAUUGACAAUGAAACAUAUGUGGCACUAAUUGGUAAUUUCAAGACUGCGAAAAUGGCUGCUGAAGCUGAUGCUCUGACUAAAUUAUACUCUCAGAUGGCUGAAGAGGGUAUCACGGAUUCUACCGUAAAGGGGGUUGUUGAGGUCGUUAUGGCUUCGGAUUGGAGUGAUGAGGUUGAGAAGAAAUUGGGGCAACUCGGGCUUUCUUUAUCGGAGAAUACCCUGUUGAGGGUCUUAAAGGAACUUCGUGCACACCCUUUGAAGGCUUUAGGGGUUUUCCGCUGGGCUGCUAAUCAUCUAGGUUAUAAACACAGUACUGUUACUUAUAAUGCAAUUCUCCACAAUCUCGGGUGGGUUGAAUCGAUUGAGGAGUUUUGGGACAUGGUCAGGGAAAUGAAGGAUGCAGGUCAUGAGAUAGAUCUUGAUACCUAUAUAAAACUUUCAAGGCAGUUUCAGAAGAGCAAGAUGAUAAAGGAUGCUGUGGAGCUUUAUGAGCUUAUGAUGGAUGGCCCCUACAAGCCCUCAAUUCAGAACUGCAGUAUGCUGUUACGGCUUAUCUCGUUGACUGGUAUCCCUGAUUUGGAUUUGGUAUUCAGAGUUGUGAAGAAAUAUGAGGCAGCAGGGCAUCCCCUGUCUAAGGCUGUUUAUGAUGGAAUCCAUAGAUCUUUGACUAGUGUGGGGAAAUUUGAUGAAGCAGAAAAGAUUUUAGUAACCAUGAAAAAUGCUGGUUAUGAACCUGACAACAUCACUUACAGCCAAUUGGUUUAUGGACUCUGCAAGACAGGGAGGCUAGAGGAAGCCUGUAAGACCUUGGAUGAUAUGGAAGCACAAGAUUGUGUUCCUGACCUCAAGACCUGGACCAUUUUAAUUCAGGGGCAUUGCAUGGCUGGCGAAGUUGACAAGGCAUUAAUUUGUUUCACUAAGAUGAUCGGGAAGAACUGUGAUGCUGAUGCCGAUCUCCUAGAAGUCCUGGUAAAUGGUUUGUGUAGUAAGAAUAAGUUAGAUAGUGCAUAUGUUUUGAUAGUUGAGAUGGUGGAGAAGGCCCGUUUGAGACCAUGGCAAGCUACAUAUAAACUUUUGAUUCAAAGGCUACUUGGACAACGGAAGCUCGAGGAAGCAUUGAAGCUUCUUGUUUUAAUGAAGAAACACAAUUUCCCACCAUUCCAGGAACCUUUUGUUCAGUAUAUAGCAAAGUUUGGGACAGUGGAAGAUGCCAAGGAAUUUUUGAAAGCAUUAAGUGUAAAGGCUUACCCAUCUCUUUAUGCUUAUCAUAAUCUCUUCAAAUCUUUCUUCACAGAAGGUAGGGAUUCUGAAGCUCAAGAUUUGCUCUACAAGUGCCCUUAUCAUAUUCGCAAACAUUCUGAAAUUUUGAAUCUUUUUGGUUCUAAAAAAAAGGGGGAGGCCGCUAUUGUUUAAGCCUUUACUAAAACAAUUAUGAUGUCAUGAUAUUACUUCUUUGAUGACCCUUUUUUGAUGCAUUGUAAUAGAAGGUUUAAAAUCUGACUACACUGUUACUGGUUUGGAAAAUGUAUGUUGAUCAAAUAAGUUGCUUAGGCUGUCGAGAGUGGAACAUUUACUUCACCCCUUUUGUAUGUGGUUUUUUAAAUCUUUUAUGAUUCAACUUUGGACUUGGAACUUUGGAAGACCA
Messenger RNA from Macadamia integrifolia, 2234 nucleotides. RefSeq names its product pentatricopeptide repeat-containing protein At3g48250, chloroplastic. The coding region runs from base 110 to 2002 and encodes 630 amino acids. Gene Ontology annotation, molecular function: protein binding. Gene Ontology annotation, biological process: RNA splicing. The transcript has a single exon. Lineage: Eukaryota; Viridiplantae; Streptophyta; Magnoliopsida; Proteales; Proteaceae. The record is from RefSeq and is a predicted model, not a curated record.